Molecule: messenger RNA, 633 nt
Organism: Rotaria socialis
Lineage: Eukaryota; Metazoa; Rotifera; Eurotatoria; Philodinida; Philodinidae
Source: the annotation of a GenBank genome assembly
AUGAUAAAAGUUUGCCAUUUACCACAUGAAAAUACAGAAAAAUUUCAAUUAAUUCGAGAAUUAUUCGGUUAUUUAUUCGAUCCAAACAUUGAUAUAUACGUAUGGGGAUCAAUCGAUGUGUUAGAAAAAUUUAUGGAAUUUCAUUUAUUCUCAUCCAAUCAAAUUUAUCGAUCGAAUAAUAUUAAUUCUCAAGAUUAUUUUAAAAAUUAUUGGCAAGAUUAUCAUCCUCAUCAGUUAAUAUUAUCGUCAACUACCAAUGAUACAUCAUGUACUUGUGAAACAUGUCUUGGUAUUCAAUUAAAUAUUCCUUGGUCAUUGCAAGAUGUAGUAGGAUAUUUACUCAAUCAAUGGUUAGAUAAGCGAUACACUUCAAUUCAUCAAAUAUUAGUUCAUACGAACGUACUUAAUAAUGAACAGCAAACACGUGAAUCAUCACAACAACCAGAAUUAAAUGUUGAUCUUGUACAUGAACUUGAAAUAAUAAUAUCGAAUGAUUUAACUCCAAAAAAUCAACAUACAUCACCACAACAACCUAAUCAAGCAACGUCAGUUACAACAGUAUUAAUUCAAAACACAAAUAACAACAUAAAUGAUUUAGAAGAUAUAUCAUCGGAUGAUGAUAAUGAACAAUAA